Messenger RNA from Soboliphyme baturini, 417 nucleotides. Lineage: Eukaryota; Metazoa; Nematoda; Enoplea; Dioctophymatida; Soboliphymatidae. The record is from the annotation of a GenBank genome assembly.
AUGAAAACCUGCUGGUGGUUGUUCUACGCGGUCGCUUCGUUUGCCAUUGAAAACCAUGCUUCGUUCAGCAUUAAUUUCCAGCGGGUUCUUGAACCGCCGAUGCAUCACUACAGUCAUGUCGGCCACAGCGCGACAUUACGCAACGGAAAGGAGGUGUGGGUUCAUCUGAAGGCGAAGCAGACCAAAGAGUACUUUUUCGAGGUGAAGGAGGAUGGGUCGUCGCUGAGAAUCACCAUUACUCCCUGCGGGGGUCUGAUACACUGGAAACUCGUUAAACUACCGAACGACAGGCAAAAGGAGAAGCUCUUCUUUGCAAGUAAGCUGACCUGUAAACUUUCAGUGGUAAACAGUGAUCUGAUAUCAUACGAUGAUGAUAUGACUAGUGAUGUUGAUGGCCUGACCACUGGUGAGAAGUAG